This is a messenger RNA of Anolis carolinensis (green anole), 799 nucleotides long. RefSeq names its product ring finger protein 7 (gene rnf7). Gene Ontology annotation, molecular function: ubiquitin protein ligase activity; zinc ion binding; cullin family protein binding. The record is from RefSeq and is a predicted model, not a curated record. Gene Ontology annotation, cellular component: nucleus; Cul5-RING ubiquitin ligase complex. The transcript is spliced from 3 exons. Gene Ontology annotation, biological process: ubiquitin-dependent protein catabolic process; protein ubiquitination. The coding region runs from base 51 to 401 and encodes 116 amino acids. Lineage: Eukaryota; Metazoa; Chordata; Lepidosauria; Squamata; Anolidae.
AGAGGCGGCGUUGAGGCCUGCUCUUCCUCCUGCUCUUUCCGCCCGCAGCCAUGGCCGACGCCGAGGACGGAGACGAGCCGGGCGUGUCGGUGGCGCCUCACGCGGGCUCCUCCGGCUCGAAGGCGGGCGGCGGCGUGGACAAGAUGUUCUCCCUCAAGAAGUGGAACGCCGUGGCCAUGUGGAGCUGGGACGUGGAGUGCGACACCUGCGCCAUCUGCCGGGUGCAGGUCAUGGAUGCCUGUCUUAGAUGUCAAGCUGAAAACAAACAAGAAGAUUGUGUUGUGGUCUGGGGAGAGUGUAAUCAUUCCUUCCACAACUGCUGCAUGUCACUUUGGGUGAAACAGAACAACCGGUGCCCCCUCUGCCAGCAGGACUGGGUGGUCCAGAGAAUAGGCAAAUAGAUCCACGAGCUGUUUUUCUGUUGAACUUCUUUAGAAAGUUAUACAUACUACUUCUGUCAUGUUUCCCGUAUGGAAAAAAAAAGGAGUCACAGUGUGGCAGAAUCAGUUAUAUUUAGACCUACAGAAUGCUGUGGACCUGGAUUGGAAAUCUUUAUGUUGGUUUACUAGUCUCUUGGGUCAGUCUUCAACACUGUUUCAUCAGGAACAUGUGUACAAUGUGCACAUCACUUCAGAAUAUAUCAUAGCAUUUAGUGUGAGCACUGUACAUUUGCCUGCCAGUUCUUUAGGGUUAUGACAUCUGCAGUUAACCUGUUGUUCAAAGGAGUUCUAGUUUGAACUCUCACUAUGUUUUUCAAGACUGAUGUAUUUAACUCAAAUAAAUAAUUAUUGAUAAAGCA